Molecule: messenger RNA, 1014 nt
Organism: Naegleria gruberi
Lineage: Eukaryota; Heterolobosea; Eutetramitea; Acrasida; Naegleriidae
Exons: 1
Coding region: 1-1014 (337 amino acids)
Biological process (GO): transmembrane transport
Source: RefSeq, a predicted model, not a curated record
AUGAAACUUUCAAAGAAUUUACUUGCUGGAGGCUUGGCAAGAUGUGGUGCAGCUAUGAUUAUGUUUCCUAUUGAUGUUGUGAAAACAAGGUUACAAUUUCAAAGAGAAGAUGCCUUCAUGCAAGGAAAAUUACGUCAUCACUACAAGCACGGAAUUGAUGCCUUUACUACAAUUUUAAAAGAAGAAGGUUUCAGAGGUCUGUACAAGGGUCUUUCAGUUCGUCUUAUUUACAUUACACCAGCCGCAGCUGUUAGUUUCACAGUAUAUGAACAAUUUAUGCAAUCUAUCCAAGGCAGACUCUCCACUAUUUCAUCAAAAGAUAAUUCCUCCGAGGAAAAGUCAAGCCAAUUUUCAUGGACUACUCCUCUUUUAACACUCUCUGCUGGUCUUUUGGCCAGAAUUUUUGGUACUGCCUGCAGAACACCUUUCGAUAUUGUGAAACAACAAUUACAAGUUGAGGGACAAUUGAAAUUGAAUAAGACUGAAAGAAAUUUAAGAAAUGGAAUUAUUGGAACAGCAAAGAAUAUUGUAAAACAAGAUGGUUUUUCUGGAUUCUUCUCUGGAUAUUAUGUAACUUUAUUGAGAGAUGCUCCGUUUGCCGCCAUCUAUUUUACAUCUUAUGAAACUAUUAAGAGAAUGCUUAGUAUUAAGCAACAAAAGCAUGAAAUUUCAACAGAUGAAUUGGCCAAGAAGAGACCAGGAAAAUCCAUUCAUCACUUGUUUGCUGGAGCAUUGGCAGGAGCUAUUGGCACAACAUGUACAAUUCCAGUUGAUGUUGUCAAGACCAGAUUACAAACUCAAAGCAAGACUGGCCUUAGGGAAUAUGAUGGAGUAGUUGACGCAUUCCGAAAGAUUUACAAACAAGAGGGUCUGAAGGCAUUUUCUAAAGGUUUGGGUCCAAGAUUAAUCUACAUUAUGCCUGCAUCUGCUCUCACUUUCACACUCUACGAAAAAUUGAAAGUAUUUUUCAAAAUUGAAAACAGCAACUCAACUGAAUCCACUAACAGUGCUUAA